Macrosiphum euphorbiae (potato aphid) is the source of this 861-nucleotide messenger RNA. Lineage: Eukaryota; Metazoa; Arthropoda; Insecta; Hemiptera; Aphididae. The record is from the annotation of a GenBank genome assembly.
AUGUGGGUGCAGUAUUUACUUGAUACACCUUUAUAUAAACAUUAUCAGAUUAAAAUCGAUACAUCAUUUUUCAAUCAAAAUAUUCCAAAUAUUUCACAGAACAAUAUUGAUUAUUUUAGUGAAAAUAUUGAUAUUGAAGAAAGUCUAACUGCUCAACAACAAACAUUAUUGUGGAACGAAGAGAAAUAUUUGAGACUAGUACCGGGAGAACACAAUAUUCCGCAGAGUCUAUUGUUCGAUGAACAUGCUGAAGAGUUGUCAUUUCCAAGCAUUUAUCUAGGACAAUUUAGACACUUUAAGGAUGAUGUAAGAGUCACUCCAUUCAUAAUAGCUUCGAGCGAACUGCGACGUUCUGAUCGCCGAGAAGUUACUCCAUAUCAUUUGUUGUAUAUGGCUGUAAAAAUAAUGAGAUUGCGCGUUCGUGACUGCUUGACUAUUGCUUUCAAACAUAUUGGUACAGAUACCAAAGUUACUAAAGAACAAAUACAGUCUGAAGAAUAUAUCAAUAAUUGCUUCGAGUCUAAUUUGGCCUUUCUUCGAUCCAUACCGAAUUCUCUUUGGUACUGGGCUGAAAGAAAACGCGACUUAUUUGCAAUGAUAAGACAGUUAGGAAAGCCAACUGCGUUUAUGACACUGAGUGCGAACGAAAUAGGAUGGCCAGAUUUGUUUAAAUUAUUGUACACGUUAGCCAAAGGAAGACAACAUACGGAAGAAUUCAUUUCGUCAGAAUUAAGCUUUAUUGAAAAAAGUUCAUUGAUCAACAAUGACGCAGUUGAAUGUGCCAUUUAUUUCAACAAAUUAGUCAAUGUUAUUGUAGUAAGCCAGCUACUACGGAGUAAUACCAAUUUCAUAAGUACAUAG